AUGAUUCACGUGACAUGCGCUGUGCAUGGUCUCCAAAGGGCUUGUGAAGAGGUACGAGGACAGUUUGGCACGAUCGAUAGAAUUAUAUUGAAUGUAAAAAAAUGUUUUAAAAAAGCGCCAUCACGUGUUCAGAUAUUCAAGACACAUGCCCCGAAUAUAGCCUUACCACCAGAGCCAGUUAUCACACGUUGGGGCACGUGGCUAAAUUCUAGCAUCUAUUACUGCGAAUAUUACAAAGAAAUUUGUGAAAUUGUGGAAAUUUUAGACUUAGAAGACGCUUCAAGUAUAAAAAUAGUAAAAAAAAAUUUGAUAAAAAAAUGUGUCAAAAGUAAUCUGGUAUAG
This is a messenger RNA of Cinara cedri, 342 nucleotides long. The record is from the annotation of a GenBank genome assembly. NCBI's taxonomy places the organism in Eukaryota, Metazoa, Arthropoda, Insecta, Hemiptera, Aphididae.